Molecule: messenger RNA, 3414 nt
Organism: Malus domestica (apple)
Lineage: Eukaryota; Viridiplantae; Streptophyta; Magnoliopsida; Rosales; Rosaceae
Source: RefSeq, a predicted model, not a curated record
GGAGCGAGCAAAGAACACCCUCUCUCUCUCUCUCUCUCUCUCUCUCUCUCUCUCUCCCCUCAUCUGAGCCGAAAGUGACGAACCAAUGAAAACAAACAACAGCAACAACAGCAUCAUCAGCAACAGCAAAACCGUAUGAAUCCGAAAGCAAAACCAAGAAAAGCAAACCAAAACCAGAAACAGAGCAAAACACAAUAAUAGUGCUUUCCCUUUUCUUCUUCUUCUUCCUCCAGCUCCAAAGCCUUCAACUUUCAGCUCCCAAAACCCAAAUCCCACACACAAAGACCAUGCUGCUUCAGCCCUUUAAAUCGUAGAAAAUGUCUCAGGGGUUGGGUAUGGAAGCCAUCGAAAUCGGCCAGACGGUGACGUUUCUCUGGUUCUCAGGCCGUAGUACAGAGAUCGGCUUCAACCCGGCUGGGUGUAUAGGGAAUCGUUCCACUAACUGAGUCCACUGACUCAGUAACUCGUCCUUCGUCGGUAAACGCUUUUUGGGUAGUGGUCUUUUGGGGAGCGGAUCGGUUGUGUUUGCUGAUCUCGAAAGAUUUGUACAGCUUCUUUGUGUUCGGUGCUAACUCCGUUCCAGCUAAGGAUAGUGCUUUCCCUUGUUGGUUUAUCUCUAUCCUCGAAAAGUUUAUUUAUUUCUAAGUAUUUAGUCAUCGAGUUCUGCAAGUUAGCACAUUUGGUUGAGACCCAGUUGCCGUUUUGGUGCUCUGAGGGUUUGGGAAUUGGUUUGGAUUUCUGGGUUUGGUGUAAUUUUCUGUGGUUUGGAAGUGGUUUCUGAGCUGAGAAUUUGGAAAUGGCUAUGUCCUGCAAGGAUGGUAAUAAGCAUGCAUUGGAUAAUGGCAAGUAUGUGAGGUACACACCUGAGCAGGUUGAAGCCCUCGAGAGGCUUUAUCAUGAUUGCCCCAAACCCAGUUCGAUUCGCCGCCAACAGCUUAUUCGGGAGUGCCCGAUUCUCUCCAACAUCGAACCGAAACAGAUUAAGGUCUGGUUCCAGAACAGAAGAUGUAGAGAGAAGCAGAGGAAAGAGGCUUCACGCCUCCAAGCUGUCAACAGGAAGCUCAGUGCUAUGAAUAAGCUACUAAUGGAGGAAAAUGAUAGGUUGCAGAAGCAGGUGUCUCACUUGGUGUAUGAAAAUGGUUACUUCCGUCAGCAUACCCAGGGGACAACGCUUGCAACCAAAGACACGAGUUGUGAAUCAGUGGUGACGAGUGGCCAACACCAUUUGACACCUCAGCAUCCGCCAAGGGAUGCAAGUCCUGCAGGACUUUUGUCCAUUGCAGAAGAAACUUUAGCAGAGUUUCUUUCAAAGGCAACUGGAACUGCUGUUGAGUGGGUCCAAAUGCCUGGAAUGAAGCCUGGUCCGGAUUCCAUUGGAAUCGUUGCUAUUUCUCAUGGUUGCACUGGAGUGGCAGCACGAGCCUGCGGCCUGGUGGGUCUAGAGCCUACCAGGGUUGCGGAGAUCCUCAAAGAUCUGCCGUCGUGGUUGCGUGAUUGCCGCGCUGUAGAUGUUUUAAAUGUAUUGCCUACAGCUAACGGUGGAACCAUUGAGCUGCUCUACAUGCAGGUAUGUGCGAGAUCUCUGAAAAACACUCAGAAUGGUCCAACCAUGCCUCCAGUGCAGCACUUUGUCAGAGCAGAAAUGCUGCCUAGUGGAUACCUUAUACGACCCUGUGAAGGGGGUGGCUCGAUUAUACAUAUCGUUGAUCAUAUGGAUUUAGAGCCUUGUAGCGUGCCUGAAGUCCUGCGCCCAUUGUAUGAAUCAUCUGCUGUUCUUGCUCAAAAGAUGACAAUGGCGGCUUUACGUCAGCUGAGACAGAUAGCGCAUGAGGUUUCUCAAUCUAAUGUCACAGGUUGGGGAAGACGACCUGCAGCUUUACGAGCAUUAAGCCAGAGGCUUAGCAGGGGUUUUAAUGAUGCACUUAAUGGAUUUACCGAUGAGGGUUGGUCCAUGAUGGGAAAUGAUGGCAUGGAUGAUGUUACUAUCCUCAUAAACUCGUCUCCUGACAAGCUGAUGGGCUUAAACCUGUCCUUUGGUAAUGGAUUCCCAGCUGUCAGUAAUUCUGUCUUAUGUGCUAAAGCAUCCAUGCUGUUACAGAAUGUGCCCCCUGCUAUCCUUCUUCGGUUCCUGCGCGAGCACAGAUCAGAAUGGGCAGACAACAAUAUUGAUGCUUACUCAGCUGCAGCUGUUAAAGUCGGUCCUUGUAGCUUAGCUGGGUCUCGAGUUGGUAGUUUUGGAGGUCAAGUUAUACUCCCUCUGGCUCACACUCUUGAGCAUGAAGAGUUCUUGGAAGUCAUUAAAUUGGAAGGCGUUGGCCAUUCUCCUGAAGAUGCAAUGAUGCCAAGAGAAAUGUUUCUCUUGCAACUAUGCAGUGGAAUGGACGAGAAUGCUGUGGGUUCCUGUGCUGAACUCAUUUUUGCUCCAAUUGAUGCUUCUUUUGCUGAUGAUGCACCCCUUCUACCUUCUGGGUUUCGCAUCAUUCCUCUUGAUUAUGGGAAGGAAGCUUCCAGUCCAAAUCGCACCUUGGACCUUGCAUCUGCUCUUGAAAUUGGGCCAACUGGAAAUAAAGGAUCUAGUGAAUAUUCUGCAAGUGCUGGUUGUGUGAGAUCUGUCAUGACUAUAGCAUUUGAAUUUGCUUGUGAGACCCACAUGCAAGAGCAUGUAGCAUCCAUGGCCCGACAAUAUGUUCGCAGCAUUAUAUCUUCAGUUCAGAGGGUGGCAUUAGCUCUCUCUCCUUCAAAUUUGAGUUCACAGGCUGGUCUUCGGUCACCACUUGGUACUCCUGAAGCGCAAACACUUGCUCGUUGGAUCUGCAACAGUUACAGGUGCUAUCUGGGUGUGGAGCUGCUCAAAUCGGGCAAUGAAGGAAGUGAAUCCAUCCUCAAAUCUUUGUGGCAUCACUCCGAUGCAAUUAUGUGCUGCUCUCUGAAGGCAUUGCCAGUUUUCACCUUUGCAAACCAGGCAGGGCUUGACAUGCUGGAGACCACCUUGGUUGCGCUGCAAGACAUAACUUUGGAGAAGAUAUUUGAUGACCAUGGACGAAAGACUCUGUGCUCGGAAUUCCCCCAAAUAAUGCAACAGGGUUUCACUUGUCUUCAAGGUGGCAUCUGUCUUUCGAGCAUGGGGCGACCAGUGUCAUAUGAGAGAGCAGUGGCGUGGAAGGUGUUGAACGAAGAGGAGACGGCUCACUGCAUGUGUUUCUUGUUUGUAAACUGGUCUUUCGUCUGAUAUCAGGACCAGGUCACUAAGACUAGAAGAUAUAAUGUAAUAGGCUUGAAAAGAGGAAGACUUUGAACCUUUCAUGUUUAAACCAUCUCCUGUCCUUUUGGUGUGAUUAAAAAUGUUGUAUGGAUGUUAAGACUUAAGUUGUGUUAGCUUGUUGCGUACCCUAUAAAUGCUUUGGAUCUGUCCUG